This is a messenger RNA of Oppiella nova, 1054 nucleotides long. The record is from the annotation of a GenBank genome assembly. NCBI's taxonomy places the organism in Eukaryota, Metazoa, Arthropoda, Arachnida, Sarcoptiformes, Oppiidae.
AUGAAUGGAUUGAAUGAACGAAAGGGAAAGCAAUGCAUUGUUUGUCAUAUUUCGUGAAAUUGAGACCAAAUGUGAGACACUUUUCGGCCAUCAGUUCAUACAAUAUCUUCGACUCGAAGACCAAACGAUUGCAACGAGAAGUGGCCAUCGAUUUGGAUGACAAUCAGAAGUACGACUACUUGAAGGAUGAGAUCGCAUAUCGAGUAGUGGACAGAGUCUAUGAUAUUAAGAGACACUUCCCUCUUGUGGUGGACUUCGGCUCACAGAAGGGACUCAUUGCUAAGAAUUUGUCAAAUGAAACAUACGAUACUCUCAUAUGUUGUGAUUCUUCCCACAAAUGUCUUCAGAGAAUUGAAGGAUUGGAUGGAAUAGAGACCAUAAGUGUAGUGAUCGAUGAGGAGGAAGGCCUCCCAUUCCGAGAUAAUAGCAUUGAUUUAGUGAUAAGCAGUUUAAGUAUGCAUUGGAUUAACGAUUUGCCGAAAGCUUUCGCACAAAUUCACAGAUGUCUUAAGAGUGACGGCGUAUUCAUUGGUGCGAUGUUUGGCGGACAGACCCUCUUUGAACUGCGCUCUUCGCUGCAAAUGGCAGAACAGGAACGGGAGGGCGGCUUCGGUCCACACGUCUCGCCAUUCAUUACGGCUCAAGACAUGGGAUCACUUCUGACUCGUUCGGGAUAUAACUUGAUUACAGUGGACACGGAUGAGAUUAAAGUGAAUUAUCCGACAAUUUUCGAGUUAAUGUAUGACUUGAAGGGAAUGGCAGAAAACAAUGCAUUAGUGAAUAGAAAAAGUCUUUUGCGAAGGGAUUCGCUGUUGGCGUCGGCGGCCAUAUACCAGACCCUCUACGGCAACACUGACGGCUCAAUUGCGGCCACUUUUCAGAUAUUUUAUUUCAUUGGUUGGAAACCCGAUCCCUCGCACCGGAAGCCCCUCGAGAGGGGUUCCGCACAGUUCUCCCUCAAAGAUAUACCCAAUUUGGAUAAAAUAUUAAAAGAUACCGAAAACAAGUCAUAAAUUAAUUAAAAUAUUUAUUUUUUAUUCAAAAUGAUUUGCAG